Molecule: messenger RNA, 2499 nt
Organism: Phascolarctos cinereus (koala)
Lineage: Eukaryota; Metazoa; Chordata; Mammalia; Diprotodontia; Phascolarctidae
Gene: AGPAT1
Product: 1-acylglycerol-3-phosphate O-acyltransferase 1
Biological process (GO): phosphatidic acid biosynthetic process
Cellular component (GO): endoplasmic reticulum; membrane
Molecular function (GO): 1-acylglycerol-3-phosphate O-acyltransferase activity
Source: RefSeq, a predicted model, not a curated record
CCCUCGAAUUUGAUUGGCUACUCUAGACCUCGCAGAUUAGCUAGGAUUGGGAGCAAAGAGGCGUAUGACAGUCACCGGGGUUCAAAAUGGCUUUAGCCGUUUUGGUGACGUAAGAAACAGAAUCUGAGUUCUCCCAGCGCCCUUUAUAAUGAUGUCUCCAGGAGAAUGGCGAUUGGCCCCAUCUCCUUGACGUCACAGAUCUGUCGCGAGGCUUAUAACACCCUUCCCUCCCCACCCCCAUCCCCACGAGCGCACACGCACUCCAUCCCCCUUAGUCUUGGCCGACACACUGAGCGGACGUCGACUCUCCAGGUUCCUUUCUUCGAUGACGCACACAGCAGAAACGAGUUUAGCCCUAGUUCACUUCGUGUGGUGCCGUGGAGAAAGAGAGCUGAAUUUGGAGUGAGAGAACCUGGGUUCAAACCCUGGCCCAGCCUCUGCCUAUUUGGGGGACCCCAGAAGUCACUGGACUUCCCUCAGAUCCUAAUGUCUUCGUCAUCAGUGGAAAGAGGGGCUGGACGGUCUUGUCUCCAUCAUGCUUUGGAUGAUCUCCAAGGUGGCCAGCAUGGAGCUGUGGCCAGGGCCAUGGACAAUGCUGCUGCUCUUUCUGCUGCUGCUUUUGCUGCUGGUGCCUGUGCUCUGGGGUUACAGCGCCAGUGCCAAGUACUUCUGCAAGAUGGCAUUCUACAACGGCUGGAUCCUUUUCCUGGCAGUGUUGGCCAUCCCUGUGUGUGCCCUUCGAGGGCGAAACGUGGAGAACAUGAAGAUCCUUCGGCUGAUGCUACUGCACAUCAAGUACCUAUACGGGAUCCGACUGGAGGUUCGAGGGACCCAUCACUUUCCCCCCUCCCAGCCCUAUGUUGUUGUCUCCAACCACCAGAGCUCCCUCGACCUACUAGGAAUGAUGGAGGUGCUCCCAGGUCGUUGUGUACCCAUUGCCAAGCGGGAACUGCUGUGGGCAGGGCCAGCAGGGCUAGCGUGCUGGCUGGCUGGAGUCAUCUUCAUUGACCGGAAACGGACUGGGGAUGCAAUCAGUGUCAUGGCUGAGGCUGCGCAGACCCUGCUCAGCCAGAAUGUCCGAGUUUGGGUUUUCCCUGAGGGUACCAGGAACCACAAUGGCUCUAUGCUUCCCUUCAAACGCGGCGCCUUCCACCUUGCUGUUCAGGCCCAGGUCCCCAUUAUUCCCAUUGUCAUGUCCUCCUAUAAAGACUUCUACUGCAAGAAAGAACGGCGCUUCACCUCGGGGACAUGUCAGGUACGGGUGCUGCCCCCCGUGGCCACAGAAGGUCUGACCCCAGACAACGUGCCCGACCUCGCUGACAGAAUUCGCCACUCCAUGCUCACAGUUUUCCGGGAGAUCUCUACUGACAGCCGGGGAGGGGGUGACUAUCGAAAGAAGCCUGGUGGGGCUGGUGAGGCUGGCCUCUGAGCCUUCCUCCUACCACUCCUCCACAUUCCCUCUCCCUCAACCCAGUGGUCCCUGGACUGGGCCUGACUCCCCUCUUCACUUCUCCCAUCCCAUUUAUCCUUUGUGGUACAGCCAAGCCUCUCCUCACCCCACUAAUUCUCUACUCUGAAUCUUCAACUUCUGAAGUGGACAUGGACAAAGCGCUUUUCCUCCAGCCCUUUCCCUUUCUUCCCAAACCCUCCUCUGUGGACUUUACCGUCUUGGUGCAGCCUAUACGCUCCCUCCAUGCCUCCCAUCUUGUCUGUGGAACAUUCUGCUCCCCUCUCUGUCUCCUGAGUGGUAUGUUCCACUGGACAUGGACCACUCCCACCCCAUAGUGGACACUAAGUGGAAGCUUCCUCUGUGGCUCUCCUCCCCACCCUUGAUUUGUGGAGUCAUCCACCUCUGUGGAAGCACCCCGCUCUCUCUCACCUACGCACCUCCCAACUCUGUGGAUGCAAAUGGACUCAUCCGACUUGGGGGGUGGGGGUGGGGAGGACCCAUCUCGGGAAUGGAAGUAGACCCAGCCAGCUCCUCUUUGCAAUCUUCCUCUCCGGUCUGCAGCCCAGCCCAGCCUCUCUUUCCUCCCCACCCAUCCCAAUGGAUAUAUGUGGAGUCUUCUUUCCAGGGACCUGGACCUUUCUCUUUCCUUGGUACAGUCCGUUUAACCUGCCUUAUUCUUACUCAUCCCGGCCCAUUCUUUCCUGUGACACACUGACCCACACAUAAACUGGUCUCCACAGAAUUCCCUCUUCUUUCCCACCCCACUCCUCCUCUUCCCCCUUCUCCCCUUAGGCAGUGGGUGGUACACUCCAGUGGUAGUACACUCUUAAAUUUCCCUGGAGUAGCGGGAGACCAGCCCAAUCCAGCCCUCUCCCGACACAGUCCCUAGGCCUCAGGCUGUACCAUUAGGCCCAGACACCAGGGAAGGGUGGAAUUACAGGUGCUGCAUUAAUUUCUUACUCCUGGAGGUGGGGUAGGAAGAGCUGAGAGCUGGUUAGAGGAGGCUGGAGUAGGUUUUAUUUAUUUUUCUUUCCUUUUGCUGCAUUGGA